GUAAUAGUGAGAUGUGCAUUCAGUACCGGAGUAGGAUAGAACAUGUUACAAAGAUCAACAUUUUUCUAAGAUCAUUUAUGUUAAUAAAAUAUAUUUCUGAGUGAACGAACCUUUAUAUCAACGAGCUUAAGUAAUCGAGUAGAUGCAGGCGACACCUGAACAAGCGCAACAAGCGAAGAUUGAUUAAGCAUUUCGCAUAGAGCAACACCGUAUGUUUCUAAUAGACAUUAUCAUCAACCCUAAAACUGCUGUCUUGCGGCCGUAAUCUUACCUUUCGAGAAGCGUAAAGUGAAUGGAUCGCAUUGAUAAAUUUGAAGUCCCGUUUCUGUCCCAACUGAGAGGAAACUAAAUGAAUGAUUUGUCAAUGAUAAAUCUUCGACGAGGUACUCACCGUUGAUCCUGGUUCCAUGAACAAUGUAAUACGAUGGGGGCCAUAAUAUCGACAAAUUAAGUUAUUUCUUGUAAAAUUUAUGGAAUUAAAAGGAUUUGAAAACUCAGGAAUACUUUUUAUGUGUAACACCAUUAAGCACCCGGAUUUGCUUCAUAGGAUUGUAUAUCUUCCUAAGUUAAAUUCAAUGCAGUGAGAAAUCCGGUGAAUGGUUUCAAUGUACUUAGUAUUAAUAAAAGAUUAAUUGGUCACAAUUUCUGUUGUUUUUCGUAUAUGGUAAUCGAAUUGACAAGAGCAGUUUUUGAGAGAACCGUCGGUGUUUCACUAUGAACAACUACGUUUGAUGAAGCUAAGGGUUUGGUAAGAGCCUCUGGAAGAAAAACGAAUAAAUAAUUAUCCAAAAAAUACAGGCAUAUAUAAUUAAUUUUAUCAAGAUCAAUGGAUCCCAUAGAGUGGGAACGGGAAUUCGAAAAAAUUAUUGUUUUUCGAAAUACAGUUUUGGAAGGUAAACAUAGCCAGAUUGAGGUACCAAAAGAAGCUAAGUUGAAUUUCUUAAAGGAGAAGCUUUCGGCCUCUAUAAAAAAUGGAAGUAAAAAGAGGGAACACUCGCAAAGCGUUACAUUACAAGAGGAUACCAGCUUGGAUGUGAAGGAUGCAGAACCAAAGGUUAAUAAAACCUCUAAUUCAAAGAGAUCAAUAAGCGAGACUCCAUUAAUAGAGGAAUUAAAUCCUGUCUCUAGCGAGUUUACAAAUAUUCCUGGAUUGGGAUUAUCUCGAGUACAAAAAAGUGAGGGAUCAUUGGAGACAUUGAAUCGAGAACACGUAGAUUUAAGCAAAGAAGAGAAGCAUGGUAAGGACGAUAAUAUAGAAAAAGGACAUAUGGAAGAAUCACCUCUUUUACCUUCGAGAUUACCCGAUCUUUCCAAUAUGCCGUGUCAAGAAUCAGCUUCAGACGAAACAGGGAAGCCUGAGAAAAUUGAGCAGCAAAGGGAAUCUUCUAAAAUUCAAUCAUUUGUUAGUAAAAGUCUUGAACAAAUAGACGUGCAGUCUGUUAAGCAGGCUUCCUCUCACAAAGACUCGCAAUCUGCUUCUGACAUACCGUCCCCUCCUAUGUCCGCGUUUGCACCUUCUAGAGUCUCUGCUCCAUCACCUCCACGUGUUCCUAGCUUCUCUGUUCCAAGCUUAAAACAUAUUCACUCACCGGUGAAUGACUUGUCUUCUACAAAUGCAGAAAAAGUUCCAACACAUCUUAAAUUUCCUUCGCCACCUCCAUCAGCAGCUAUUCAGCAACCAUCAAAAAAUGUUUAUUCUUCAUCUUUAAAGGAUGAAUCUGCAAACGUUACCGUCAAAGACGAGGAGUUAUCACCUCGACCCCCUUCUUCGGAGACACUACCUAGUUCGUCAAAACCUUUGGAGCUUGAACAAGCAUAUAGUUCGAAUCGGGUACCUUAUGAAAUGAAUCAUUCACAUACAACUAUACGGCGUAUUCCGGAUUUACCUUCCAACGAAGUGUAUUCCGUUCCCGCUGAUGCUGGGUUGUCUCGACCUAUCUAUAAUUCUGAGGUUACCGGUGUUCGUUAUUAUCCUUACGAAAUGAAUAUGACAAGGAUGCAUUCUCCUUAUCCUGCAACUUUUGAAUCUAUGAGUGUUCCUCCUGGAAGUUCGGGGCCUCCUCCACAGUUUGCAUCCUACAAUAGGGAUGCAUCCUAUUUUCCACAGCAUUAUCAUCCUGCAGAAUAUUCAUCGAAGGAAAUGCAAAACAUUAAAGCAGCACCACUUUAUGGCGAUUUUGAAAGUUAUAACGAUCAAAAUAACUCUUCAUCCUCUUAUUCUCCAUAUUAUCAUCAUCGUAUGAGAAGUACCAAUGCUUUUCCUCAGAUACAGGGGCCACCUUAUGUUUCUGGUUACUACAAUCCAACAGCUGUGGACUACAGGAGUAAAACUCCAAACCCUGCGCUUCAUACUUAUCCCAUGAACAACCGUAGUUACAUUAACUAUCAUCAGAGUGGGAGCUACAACUACUGAAUAGCUUUUUUUGAGAUUUUUUAUUUUUUUUGGAUUAUAGUGGUUCCGACUUUCAGUUUUGGAAAACUAGAAUUUUGCAUAUAUAUAACAGAGUUAUACUGUUUUAGAAGCUUAUUUAUUAAUCUUAUGAUAGUUUAAUUGUUAUUUUCUUCAGAGUACAACGAUGAACGAAGUAUUAGAGUUUCCUACUA
This is a messenger RNA of Schizosaccharomyces octosporus yFS286, 2604 nucleotides long. RefSeq lists its product as uncharacterized. The coding region runs from base 827 to 2413 and encodes 528 amino acids. The transcript has a single exon. NCBI's taxonomy places the organism in Eukaryota, Fungi, Ascomycota, Schizosaccharomycetes, Schizosaccharomycetales, Schizosaccharomycetaceae. The record is from RefSeq and is a predicted model, not a curated record.